Molecule: messenger RNA, 2449 nt
Organism: Spodoptera litura
Lineage: Eukaryota; Metazoa; Arthropoda; Insecta; Lepidoptera; Noctuidae
Source: RefSeq, a predicted model, not a curated record
AGUCAGACGCGCCAGUGUGUAGUAAGACCGCCCGCGAGACAGUCGCUCCCAAGUGAUUAAUUCGAAUAAAUAAUUCCAAUAAAAAUUUUUAUUUUCAAAUAAAAAAUAAAUAAUCAGUGUUUGUUUUACGAGCAAUCACCAAAAACAUAAAAAAUGACUUUCGUAUUCGACAAGUGCUGCUUCUGUAUAGAGCUGAGGACAGGAUGCCUGAUCAUCGGGUACUUGAACCUGAUCGGUAACAUAAUAGCCAUUCUGAUGUCGAUCAUCGGUCUGGCAGCAGCUGGAGUGGUGACUGCGGAGGGCGACAAAGAGAGUGGCGCACAGGCUUUGGGCGCCGUCAUGCUGGCGGUCAUCGGCAUCAUGCUCAUCUUCUUUAUCCUGUUCCUCGCAUUCUCCAUUGUACUUCUUGUUGGUCUGCAUAAGCACAAGCGCGGUCACGUGAAGGCGUACCUGAUCUACACCGUGAUCUUCCUGGUGCUGUACAUCAUCAUGUUCUUCGCUGGUUUCGCUGCCUCACACAUCAAUGGUGGUGUUGUCGCCAGGGAUCUGAUCUCAAUUCUUCUGAGCAUUUACUUCAUGUUGGUAAUCAGAAGCUACUACUUGAAGAUGGACGACCCCUCCAACAAACCAGCAGUUUACAAUACAGCCUAAAUAAAUAUAUUUUAACAAACAAAUGCUAACACAAAGCCACAUGUUCAAAAUUUGAAUAAAUAUAUUUGAAUAACAAAAUCGCAUUUAAAAAAAACAAAUGACCAUUUUAUGUCAUAAAAUGAUCAUUUGAAUAAAUUAUUGAAUAAAUAUUUACAAAAUUGAUUUCACAAAACUGUGUAUUGAGCAUUUGCAUAAGUCUUAUUGUGGCCUGAUAUAUAAAUGUUUGAUAUGUAAUGUUUCUUAAUGUUGUUAGUCGUGGCCAUUUAAAUAGCUUUCAACCAAUUAUUUGAAGUGCGUAAAUAUAAUUUUAUUAUUUGAAUAUUAUUUGGCUGUAUGCUUCUCUAAAUACUGCGCAUGACAAGUGUCGGUGUAAAAACAUUGUUAUUAUAAUUAAGUCAUUUAAGUUUCUUAUAUUUAGUUGUAAGAUUUUGAGUUCUUUUUUAAGUUUUCAGUUACAGUUACGUUUAUGGAUGUAAUAGCAGAGUUUUGAAUAAACAUUUACGAACGUUAACGUUAAACGUUAUUGUUUAUUAUAAUUACGUAGUUACAGAAAUGCAAUUUUAUUAGGUAAGUUUUAUAUCAUCGUUCAUUAACAUAACUUCAACCGCCUUUUUAUUAUAUGAAUCGUUUUAACAUAUUUUUUUAUUAUUGGAACUUUAAAAUCUGGUUCUUAUCACUGAAGUGAGUUUGGAAAAGACACAACUAAAUAAGUUUUACAAAAAGAAACGCAAUCUAAGAAUGAAUAAAACACAAAACAGGUUGUACUGGUUUUGUAUAGAUCAAACUAAUAACACAAAAGAAAAAAAGUGAACCAUUUCAUAAAACUAUUAGUAGAUUAACAAAAUUGAAUAAACGUAAUAACCACCGAUAUAUACGUAUAUACCUAGUUGUCGAAUUAAAAAGUUUUCGUUAGAAAUAUUUAACAUUUAAACGAUAGCCAUUGUUAAUGUAACAAUGCAAAAUAAUAAAUUAUUAUCUAUUGAUUUUUUCCAGAAUACUUCAUUUUCAUUAAAUAAUUGUGUUAUUCAAGAUUUUUUUUAUUUUGAAUACUAGUUAUCACUAGGUUUUUGUCCCUGUUUUAACAAAAAGCUACAGGGAGGUAAAAAAUCUACGAUAACUAUAACUGAAGUGCCAUGUAACAAAUAUAAUUAAAACAUUUAUUACAGAGAAAACCUCACUUUGUUGCAUUUACCUCAUUAGGUAAUAGUUUAAGUGUUUUAAUAUAAAAUUAUUAUUACGAAACGUUGCGUAGUGUUUCAGGAAUCUCUCUUAUGGUGUAUUUUAAUGAGCUUUUUGUUAAAUAUCUAAGUACACAUAAGCUUAGGUAGAUACAUAAUAUACCGAAAUAGGUAAGUAUUUCGCAUUUUUAAACUUACAAUAAAAUUAUGCUAUAAAAUUAUUGUAGUGCCUUAUAUUUAAUACAAGACCUAUGGUACCUAUUUUGGAUACUUAUACACGUAAUAUAUAACGACACUCAAGUCGAGAUCUCUUCACAAGUACGGUAAAAAAGGGAUGCAAAUACCAACAGAUACAUGCAUCUCUUUCCCGCUCUGUUUGAGCAGAGAUCUAAGUUUGAGUAUCGUUUUAUACCUAAUACGAGCCUAAGAGUCAAUCUUGAGGUUUCUCGGAGUAUUUUGUACUUUCAUCUAAGUAAACCUAAAAAAUAUCAUAUUUUCAUAACUCUAUCUAUAUAGAUAGGUUACUGAAUGUCAACGUAACAAGUUUAAAAUUUUGUGCUUGAAUGUUUAAUUAGAUUUGUUAAGUGAUUUAUAUAUCAGAUAUUAAAUACUUUCAAUUA